AGAUGAGUAUUGCCAUAAUUAAAGAUGAUGGUCAUUAUGUAAAGAUGACAUCCACACGUUCAAUUCAUAGUAUUGAUGAUCUUCUCGAUUUGUAUCUUUGGAACGUACUGAUGUUUUGUUCAUUCGACUGUGAAAAGGGAGGGAUUUUGCAUAGACAAAACAAAUGCCGAAUCCAUAGACGUGUUGUUUGCAAGAAUCGAUGGGGGUCCAAUCCCAUGCAAAAAGAACCCUUUCUUUUAUAUAUACCUGGAGGAGCUACUGCCAGUUCACCCAAGUUCUUCUUCGAGGCGAUCGACCCUUUGUGGAUAGGACCAAUUCCAACGUAUUUGUUUCUUCAUCGUUCAAAACAAUAAGAGCAAGAGUGAACUCCGGUAAUCCCUUCCGAUCACGGCUGCCGGACUUGGCGAACAAUCUUACCACAGCCCUUCACCUCCGUCAUCUACCCUCUCUUUCCUCCCGGUUAUCGAAACUGAAAGCUGUAAUCCUCGGCGAGCAUCUUGCCUCCGAUGAUGAUCUUAUCUUACCCAGUCAUGAUUUCUCCCAAAAGGCCCACGUUUCAUCUUUCGAAAAGUACCUGGAGAUGUACAAUAGAUCAAUCGAAGACCCAGCUAGCUUUUGGUCCGACAUAGCUUCCGAAUUCUACUGGAAGAAGAAAUGGGAUCAGCAGGUUUACUCUGAGAAUCUCGACAUCAGAAAAGGGAAAAUCGACAUAGAGUGGUUCAAGGGUGGAAUCACCAAUAUUUGCUAUAAUUGCUUGGAUAAAAACAUCGAAUCUGGAAACGGUGACAAAAUUGCAAUUCACUGGGAAGGAAACGAACCUGGUGUUGAUGAUUCCUUGACUUACAAUCAGUUGCUAGAUAGAGUUUGUCAGCUUGCUAAUUACUUGAAAGACAAUGGAGUCAAAAAGGGUGAUUCUGUAAUUGUUUAUUUACCUAUGCUUAUGGAACUACCAAUCACCAUGCUCGCAUGUGCUCGAAUUGGUGCUGUUCAUUCGGUUGUUUUUGCUGGAUUUUCUGCAGAUUCUCUUGUUCAAAGAGUUAUGGAUUGCAAACCGAAAAUUGUGAUAACUUGUAAUGCAAUUAAAAGAGGGAAAAAGAUCAUUAACCUUAAAGAAAUUGUUGAUUCUGCACUCUCAGAGUCAUCUCAAAAUGGAGUCUCUGUUGAUUUGUGUUUGACAUAUGCAAAUGAAUCAGCCAUGAAAAAGGAAGCUACUAAAUGGCAAAAGGAAAGAGAUGCUUGGUGGCAGGAUGUUGUUCCAGAAUGUUCUACUAAAUGUGAUGUUGAGUGGGUUGAUGCGGAGGAUCCGCUUUUCCUUCUGUACACCAGCGGAAGCACAGGAAAGCCAAAGGGUGUUGUGCAUACUACAGGAGGAUACAUGAUCUACACUGCAACAACAUUCAAAUAUGCAUUUGACUACAAGCCAUCUGAUGUAUACUGGUGUACAGCUGACUGUGGUUGGAUUACUGGACACAGCUAUGUUGCUUAUGGACCUCUGCUUAAUGGGGCAACAGUUGUACUUUAUGAAGGGGUUCCCAAUUAUCCAGAUUUUGGGAGAUGUUGGGAUAUUGUUGACAAAUACAAGGUGACAAUAUUUUACACUGCUCCUACACUGGUGCGAUCUUUAAUGCGUGAGGGUGACGAGCAUGUGACUCGUUAUUCACGUAAGUCUUUACGAGUUCUUGGAAGUGUAGGCGAGCCGAUUAAUCCAAGUGCAUGGAGGUGGUUUUUCAAUGUAGUUGGAGACUCAAGGUGUCCAAUAUCAGAUACUUGGUGGCAAACAGAAACGGGAGGUUUCAUGAUUACGCCCUUGCCCGGUGCAUGGCCUCAAAGACCAGGUUCUGCUACUUUUCCAUUUUUCGGGGUUCAGGCUGUGAUAGUGGAUGAAAAGGGCAAGGAGAUUGAAGGUGAAUGCAGUGGGUAUUUAUGUGUUAAAAAGUCAUGGCCAGGGGCAUUUAGGACACUUUAUGGGGAUCAUGAAAGAUAUGAAACAACUUAUUUCAGUGCAUUCCCUGGCUAUUAUUUUAGUGGUGAUGGCUGCAGCAGAGACAAGGAUGGAUAUCAUUGGCUCACUGGAAGAGUUGAUGAUGUAAUUAAUGUCAGUGGACACCGAAUUGGCACAGCAGAAGUUGAAUCUGCACUAGUUUCACAUCCUCAAUGUGCUGAAGCAGCUGUAGUUGGUGUUGAACAUGAGGUGAAAGGUCAGAGUAUAUACGCAUUUGUUACUCCAGUUGAGGGUGUCCCAUACAGUGAAGAUCUCAGAAAAAGCCUUGUACUUUCUGUUCGAACUCAUAUUGGAGCAUUUGCUGCACCUGACAAGAUCCAUUGGGCACCUGGUCUUCCAAAAACAAGAAGUGGGAAAAUUAUGAGAAGAAUUUUGAGGAAAAUUGCUUCUAGACAGCUGGAUGAGCUUGGUGAUACAACCACAUUAGCAGAUCCACAUGUUGUUGAUCAACUGAUUGAGCUUGCUGAUUCCUAAGUGUGUGUGUGUGGUUUUAGGAAUCUCAAAGGCUAAUAAGUCAACAUAUACCAAGUUACAUGACAUGGCUAAUAAAAAUGCAUAUUGAAACUAGAAAUAUAUUAUGUUGUUAGGUGUCCCUUUGAUGGGAAAUAGCGAUACAAGUUCUUACAUAAUUGUUACCUAGAACUUGUAGAAAAAGGUUAAAGAAAAUGUUGUAAUGAGUGAUGCACACAUACAUGAAAACGUGAGUUUGGUUUUAUUGCACAUGGAAUAAGGGACUGGUUCUAAUUAUAUUAAGGUUGUGUUUGGUAG
This is a messenger RNA of Lactuca virosa, 2770 nucleotides long. The record is from the annotation of a GenBank genome assembly. NCBI's taxonomy places the organism in Eukaryota, Viridiplantae, Streptophyta, Magnoliopsida, Asterales, Asteraceae.